Messenger RNA from Microstroma glucosiphilum, 207 nucleotides. RefSeq lists its product as hypothetical. Gene Ontology annotation, biological process: regulation of transcription by RNA polymerase II. The annotation marks the transcript as partial. NCBI's taxonomy places the organism in Eukaryota, Fungi, Basidiomycota, Exobasidiomycetes, Microstromatales, Microstromataceae. The record is from RefSeq and is a predicted model, not a curated record. The transcript has a single exon. Gene Ontology annotation, cellular component: nucleus.
AAGCCGCACGUCUGCAAGGUCACGGGCUGCGGGGCUGCCUACUCGCAGUCGUUCAAUCUGCGUCAACACGUAGAGACACGACAUAGACACGAGGAGUUCCCCUGCACGGUAGCAGGGUGCGAGAGGGUAUACGCCUCAAGGGAGUCUCUGCGGGCCCACGUGGCCAACAAGCACUCCGGGGCCCGCAUCUUCCCCUGCUUGACCUGC